AUGGAUUCUUCAUUCCCCCCAAAACUUUCCUCCAGCACUGCCCCUCCCUACAACUCUUCUUCUUCUACUUCUACUUCCUUUCCCACCACAACCAACUCCAUUCAUUAUUCUCAACCAAAACACUUCUUCUCUAAAAAAUCAAAUACUCUUCCUAUAGAAGUCGGUUCUCACUCUCAAGAAGAUUGGUUGAAUUCUCAAAAUACCAAUAGAGAUUUUCACUCCCAAGUUUCUUCCUCUCGCCAAGAUUCUUUCAUCUCCCAAGAAUCUAAUAACGAAAAUCUUUCAAAUUCAAAUUCAAAUUCAAAUUCAAAUAGAAACUCAGUAGCUGAAAUCUCUUUCUCAUCAUCAAACCCUCGUGCUGACGAUUCGGAUACACAGAAAUCUCGUAAAAACAGUAACCGCCGCUCAUUUCUAUUUCACAGACGCGUUAGUAGCACUCGCUCUACAAAUUCGGUUUCAACUACUUCUUCUGUCUCCUCUGCCUCAGAUACAAACCCUGCCCCGAAUUCAAACUCAUCACCAUCAUCUCUCUCACAUAUUCCAACAAACUCAGAAUUUAAUUCAAACUCACCUUACAAAGAUUCUUACGGUUCUCUUUCUAUUGCACCUGACCGAACCCCUCACUCUUCCAAUAGAGGCCCUAUAGACAGAAUAAACUCAGUUAGUGCAAGAGCUUCUACUUUACCUGAAACACAAAUCAACUCUUCUCUUCAGUCCCGCUCUUCUUCUAAUUCAUCUAAACCUAAUAACAAGAAAAAUCGCUUUUCUAUUUCUAUUUCACGUCGUACAUCUCUCCUCGCAUCAAACAAAGAAGUUACAGCAUCUCCCAUUUCUUCUUCUUCUUCUUCUUUUUCUUCUCUGGAAGAUAACACCCCCAUAACUAGUACAAUCAAUAACAACAACUAUAACAAUAGAAUGAGCUCAAUAGUUCAAGCAACCGUCGACUCUGUUCCGGAUCCAAAAGCCAUUUCCCCCACGGCUUCUCAGGCGUCUCUCUCCAAACUUUUUAACUUUGCUAAAAGUGUCCCCGCAGAAAUGAUGCCCAUUCUCACACUGUUACACACUCAAAAACAACGGACUUAUUAUGAAGGUUAUUUUAUGAUUCUCAACGACUUAAACUCAGAUGGAAAACCCGCAGCGGAACGCAAAUGGGUCGAGGUCUUUGGAAAACUUACCGGCACUGUUUUGGCAAUUUGGGACGCUGAUAGCCUCGAACGGGUUUCUUCCGGGACUCAAAUAGUUGCCGAACCCGAACCAACAUAUAUCAACAUUACUGACUCUACCUUCAAGUCAAUCGAGUCUCUUCCUUCUCCUAGCGGCAAUCUCUCGGACGUUAUUGUCUUAUCAACAACUCUUAAAAACCGUUAUCUUCUCCAAUUCGCCAAUUCGUCACUUCUCCAAGACUGGACCGCGGCUUUCCGCUUGGCUCUCUUUGAAUACACUAGCCUCCAAGAAGCAUAUACUGGUGCCUUGCUUUCUGCAAAGGGCUCCAAACUCAAUGGUAUCCGCACUCUUCUUCAAGAAACCAAGUUCCACCACGAGGAUUGGGUCUCCGUUCGCUUCGGCGCCGGCAUGCCGUGGAAAAAGUUUUGGACUGUUGUCACCCCUCCCACCAUUAAGAAAAAGAAAGGAAUGCCUCCACCAGGUACUAUUUCCUUUUAUGAUGACAAGAAGAAGAUGAAAAAACCCCCCGUGGCUGUUAUUUCCGGAGCUUAUGCCACAUAUGCUGUUUACCCACAAAACUCUGUUUUGGUUGAUGGUUCCACCCUUAUUAAAGUUGAAGGCAAGGUCGCUUUCCAUGAUGUUGAUGGUGAAAAAGAUGCCGCUGUUUUCUUAAUGCCCGAGCAGCAUCCCGGUGUUCCAGGCUUUGAAACUCUUAUUCGUUUCCUUAUUCCUGUUCUCGACGUUUUCCGUCUUUAUGGCAGACCCAAGCGCCUUAAUGCUGACAAGGCUGAUAUGCGCUCUUUACUCUUUGGUAUGCCAACACUGCCUUACACACAGUACCUUGAGCUUAAAGAUGUUCAAACCCUGGUUGCUACCGCCCAAAACUCUGUUUCUUGGACCGCUUUUGACUGGACCCUCCACAUUAAGGAACUUUUGGCUCAGCGCCUAGCUGACGGAUAUAAAGGCUGUGGCCAAGUCGCCCGAUCAAACAGUUCACUUAACUCUGGUUCAAGUCGUUCUCGUUCUGUUGCAGCACCUGGUCCCACUCCCCUUAGCAAUUCCACUAACGCAUCUGAUAUUGAACAACAAAAACCUUCUACUCCUCAACCAUUGGGUGCCUCCUCCUCCUCUAACUCACCUUCUACAAACAACUAUGGCCAACCACGUCAACAACCUCAAGGUUAUCCAGGUGCUCCCCCAGAUUUUGAAGCCACGGCUUCUCCCAAGCCUACAGGACCUUCUGCUGCUGCCGUCAAUUCUUUUGCUUCUGCUUCUGCUUCUGCUGCUGCGGCCACGUCAGCACCUCCAACCUCGAUGACGUCGACCUUACCCGCCAACAAUGCUUCUAUUGGAAACGGUGACCUAAUUCCUCCUGCUAGUUACAGACUGACGCCUACAACUUCAAACGGCUCGACAAAGUCGUCAACUGGCUCGUUAAUUACAAAUAAUAUGACCCCACGCAGUCCCAACUUUUCACGCCCACCUUAUAUGCAGGGUAACGGCAGCCCAGCGAGUGGUGCUAAUGGCAGUGCUACAAGACUGGUUGAUAAUGUGUCCAAUUAUUCUUCCCAUAGUGCUACCUACUUGCCAUACUCUACGCCUGGCUCAGGUAGCCCUGCAAGCUCUAAUGCUGCUUUGGAAACUUCUAGACAGAACCUUUAUGCAGCCGUUAAUGCUGAAAGUGAUUUGGUGACUCGCGGUGGACCCACUGUUGUUGCUGCAAGCUCGGGAAUGGUGGUUCAACAGCCUAAGCCACAACAUGCCCAAUCUGCUCAUGAUCAUCAUCAGCAGCAGUUUAACCAACCUCCUCAACAGCCUUAUCUUAGACAGCAAGGAUCUCAAGGUUCUUUGAAGCAAGCUGCGGCAUUGCAACAGCCUCCUCAACAGCCAUACCUCAGACAGCAAGGAUCUCAGGGUUCUUUAAAGCAACAAUAUCGUCAAGGGCCCCCUCCUCCUCAACAAAAACAACAACAACAACAACAACAGCAGCAGCAACAACAGCAGCAGCAACAACAGCAGCAGCAACAGCAACAACAAUACCACCAGGGACCUAUCUCUCAACAGUACCGUCAGGGACCUCCCCAACAGCAACAGCAACAGCAACAGCAACAGUACCGCCAGGGCCCUCCUCCUCCUCAACAACAACAACAACAACAACAACAACAGCAGUACCGCCAAGGGCCUCCCCCACAACAACAAUACCCCAGACCUCAGGGACACUCCCAGGGUCCAGUUGCUCCUAUUGCCCCACAGACUAAUCCUUACCAGCAACAGCCACAGCCACAGCCACAGCAACAAUACCGUCAAGCAGCUCCACAACCACGACAACAGUUCCCGCAAACCAAUCUUCCUCCUUUCCAGCUGCAGCAGCAGCAGCAGCAGCAGCAGCCUCAAUUACAAGCACUUAAUAAGGGUAAUGCGUCUGUUCCUAAUGCUCUGAGGGUGCCAUUACCUGGUAAUAAGGGGAUGCCUACAUCUUCUGCAGGUAAUGGUAGCGGUGUGCAGGGUCCACGGCCACAAGCGUCUCAGGGACCCAACUACUUUGAUCCGAUGGUGACUAUGCAUCAAUCUAUGGGAGGAUAUGCUCAUGCUCGUCCUCAGGGUCAGCCUACGCAGGGUCAGGGACAGAGCCAGUACUCUUCAUUACUUUAG
Messenger RNA from Magnusiomyces paraingens, 3816 nucleotides. RefSeq lists its product as uncharacterized. The record is from RefSeq and is a predicted model, not a curated record. The transcript has 2 exons. NCBI's taxonomy places the organism in Eukaryota, Fungi, Ascomycota, Dipodascomycetes, Dipodascales, Dipodascaceae. Bases 1 to 3816 code for a protein of 1271 amino acids.